AUGAUCGUCAGGAAUAAAAAGAUUGCGACGAUCACCUUCAAGGAAUUCAUCGGUCCCAGCGUGAUAAUGAUGCGGUGUAUCGGAAUGCCAUUUAUGCAGUGCGUACUUACCGGGGAAAACAAAAUGCCAACGAUUUUGGAAACAAUUGUCUGUGCAUUGUGCAUCACAGGAACCUGGCUAGUUAUAGCUGUCGAAUUCCGAACUUUGCUGUUCAUAUGGCAAGACAACCCUAUGCAUGCACUAAACUCGGUUCCCACGAUAAUCUCAGUCGUCCUCUCAGCUGCAAAGGGUGUAAGACUUAUUCAGAAGCGAGUGGAGUUGAGGAACCUCCUUCAGAAGAUGGCGAUACAUUGGGAAAAUUCAGUUGAUCUAAACUCAAACGCCGUUGACGAGAUGCUCGAUAAAUUGUUUGUUACUAGAAACAUUUAUUUCACUAUAAUUGUGGGCGGCUUCAUCUUCUAUACUUUACCUAGAUAUAUAGACAUCACUAUUCAGUACAUAUUUAUGAAGACCGAGAACCGUUCGUACGAUCAUACGCAGAUGGUGUAUCCAAUAAUGUAUCCGUUUCCAUUGAAGACCGCGUUCGUCUACUUUCUUGUCAACAGUCUGGAACAGGCUUUUGUGGUAAUCGCAGUAAUAAUGUGGGUAUCCUGCGAUAUAUUGUUUGCACACCUGACCACAUUUACAGCCAUCCACUUGCGGCUUCUGCGUCAUAAACUUGAGAAAGUUUUCAAUGACAAAGGUAUGGCUCGGCCCGACAAUAUCGUCGAGUUGAAAGUCAUCGUUCUCAUCGGACAUCAUUUGGAACUAUUGAGUAUAUGCAACGCGAUCGAAAGCAUAUUCAGCCCUGUAGUGAUGUUGACGAUGCUGCUGUGCGCUACCAACAUGUGCGUCUGCAUGUACCAAAUGGAGAAGAUGCUGUCCAUGGGAGACUACAUAGAAGUUGUACUGAACUGGGUACACCUCUCCGCUCUGUUUAUGAUGAUCGUGACAUUUUGCUGGUUUGCAACAAUGCUAACUGACCAGACGGAGGGAGUCGGUCAUGGGGCUUACGAGUCGAGCUGGUUCGGUUGCGAUCGCUCGAUGAAGACUCUCCUCAUGGUCAUAAUGAGACGCUCGCAGACGCCCUUCUUCUGCACGGCGUAUGGCUUCUUUCCCCUCAGCUUAAACCAGGUUGCCACGAUCUUCAGUUCUGCGUUGUCCUACUUCUCGAUUCUACGAUCGAUGACAUGACCACGCUGCAUCUGUAUUCUGAGAUAGCAUGUUCCAUAGUCCGUUGAUUCCCCGAUCACGAUGAUUAUUGAAAAUCCGAAAUUUACAAUUCUUAUCGCGUUCCGUCGAUUUCGUGUCUUUGGAUAUGCAAAAGUGUUAAUAAAAAAAGCCA
Messenger RNA from Orussus abietinus, 1384 nucleotides. Its product is annotated as odorant receptor 4-like. Gene Ontology annotation, cellular component: plasma membrane. NCBI's taxonomy places the organism in Eukaryota, Metazoa, Arthropoda, Insecta, Hymenoptera, Orussidae. The record is from RefSeq and is a predicted model, not a curated record. The transcript has 8 exons. Gene Ontology annotation, molecular function: odorant binding; olfactory receptor activity. The coding region runs from base 1 to 1233 and encodes 410 amino acids. Gene Ontology annotation, biological process: detection of chemical stimulus involved in sensory perception of smell; sensory perception of smell.